CCACAAACAUAGAUCCUGCCAUCUUAUUGUGCAUCUAUGAGUCUCUCGACAUUUCAAACGUAAUUCAUCGUGCAGUGGCUCGGCUACUGGAGGGAAUGUACUUGCUGUUCACCCGUUUCGGCCAUGCGGCCAGACCGGAUGCGGGGAAAAGAGCUUUUCCGGUGGCCAGCACUCUUCCGACGCACUUUGAUCGAGUUCCGAUCGCAGAGCCUACUUGUUCGCCCAGUGGUCUGAACGCCUAAUUUAUAGACAUCAGCAGUACGCAACACAUCUGAUUUGACAUUACGAUCAACGCCUUCAUAAAACCAUGGCCAAGUCUAUCCUACUCAUCAACGGACCCAACCUAAAUCUUCUUGGUACACGCGAACCUGCUACGUACGGCUCUACCACAUUACCUCAAGUUGUCGAGGCAGCCGAGAAGCAAUGCAAGGACAAGUCAAUGUCCUUUGCACACCUACAGUCCAACCACGAGGGUGUGAUACUGGAUCGCAUUCAUGAAGCACGUGGAAACGUUGAUGCCAUCAUCAUCAAUCCUGGAGCAUUCACACACACGAGCGUCGCGAUCAGAGAUGCUUUGUUAGGUGUCGAUAUUCCUUUCAUCGAGGUUCACAUUAGCAAUGUCCACGCACGAGAGGCAUUCCGGCAUCACAGCUAUCUGAGCGACAAGGCAGUCGCUGUGAUCUGUGGGUUAGGAGCGUACGGCUACGAGGCCGCAAUUGAGUACGCAUCGAGGCAUAUCAAGUCAAAGGAGAAGGCAUAGAUUAUUCAAUUAGAUCUAACAAAAGCCAAUCGUUUCAAUGCGUCCCAGAUCAUCGUAUAGAUGAACUUUUCGUCGUGUUGCUUCCAAUCUAGCUUUAUGAUCGCCUACAAAGUACUGCGGAUGUACUCAGGAAGAUUACACGUCAUCACUUGAAG
Boeremia exigua is the source of this 915-nucleotide messenger RNA. Its product is annotated as Dehydroquinase. Gene Ontology annotation, biological process: quinate catabolic process. Gene Ontology annotation, molecular function: 3-dehydroquinate dehydratase activity. The transcript has a single exon. The record is from RefSeq and is a predicted model, not a curated record. The coding region runs from base 308 to 760 and encodes 150 amino acids. NCBI's taxonomy places the organism in Eukaryota, Fungi, Ascomycota, Dothideomycetes, Pleosporales, Didymellaceae.